Molecule: messenger RNA, 246 nt
Organism: Mesorhabditis belari
Lineage: Eukaryota; Metazoa; Nematoda; Chromadorea; Rhabditida; Rhabditidae
Source: the annotation of a GenBank genome assembly
AUGGCCCAACUGGCGAUUUGCGUAUUCUUUCUUUUCAUUUCCACCAAUGGCGUUACAGCGCAAAUUGGCGGAACGAUCACCGCGUCGAGCAAUUGUAAGCGGGUGCAGUGUGGCGUGAACGAGAUUUGCAAUUCGUGUGGCCAAGUGUGCGAGCAGCGAUGCGGACAUCCACUUAUCUCACCACAAUGGACUGCUCGAAAGGCCGAAGCAGAAGAAGCGCCGACUGGCCGUUCGAUUGGAACUGAU